CUAUGGUUUGCAAGCAGAAGGCACUGGAAUUAUUACCUCAGGUGGAAGAAGUGGUGAGCUUAAUGAAUGAAGAUGAGAAGACAGUUGUUCAGCUUCAGGAGAAAAGACAGAAGGAACUAUGGAAUCUCUUGAAGAUAGCUUGUAGCAAAGUACGGGGUCCAGUGAGUGGGAGUCCAGAUAGCAUGAACGCAUCUCGUCUUAGUAAUCCUUCACAGUUAUUAUCUCAGCCUCCCACUGCUCCCAACAGCUUACCUGACUCAAUAAAGAAAAG
Molecule: messenger RNA, 271 nt
Organism: Gracilinanus agilis (Agile Gracile Mouse Opossum)
Lineage: Eukaryota; Metazoa; Chordata; Mammalia; Didelphimorphia; Didelphidae
Product: inhibitor of nuclear factor kappa-B kinase subunit beta-like
Exons: 2
Biological process (GO): tumor necrosis factor-mediated signaling pathway; peptidyl-serine phosphorylation; positive regulation of transcription by RNA polymerase II
Cellular component (GO): cytoplasm; IkappaB kinase complex
Molecular function (GO): IkappaB kinase activity
Source: RefSeq, a predicted model, not a curated record